CCCUCUCUCCCCUGAUCAAUUUAACCAUCGGUGUCUCUCAUUGUCUCGCUCCCUCCCCCAGCUUCUUGCCAUUUUCACUCCCAAGAUCUCCAUUUUCAAGCCUUUCAAUCAGCAGCUUGAAAAGGGGGGAGGAGUAGACUUUCAUCCCAGUGAUAGAGAGAGAGAGAGAGAGAGAGAGAGAGAGAGAGAGAGAGAGAGAGGCAAAAGGCAAUUAGCUUUCCUUUGUCUUCUUUCUUGUCUGCAACCUGCAAAACCAGAACACCAGACAAGCUUGGCCUCACUAUCCUUACAUGGAAAACACUCCCCUGCUCUGCUCCCUCCAAUAUAACCACCCCAGUUCGCCACUUAUCUGAACAGUCCCCACUACCCCUUUCUCACCCAGGAUUUUCAUUUUCGGGGCUCUCUGGGACUUCGCCAAUGGCUGAAGAUUUGGUUUUUCGCAGCAAAAAUGAGGAAUUUUGGGGGUUUUGAGUUGAUUUGGUGAAGCCAUCAUCUGCUUUCUUCAUCGAAUCUUGAAGUUAGUUUCCCCAGAUGGGUGUUCCUCCCUUGGGGUGCUGCAUUCUGUUCUUGGCAGUGUUCAUGUUCAUCAGUCCUCUGGGCUCUUCUCAGUUGCCCAACACGGAUGGCUUCUUUGUCUCUGAUUUCUUCCAGAAGAUGGGUCUCAGUCUCACGAGCUUCGGCUCCUCAGCCCCUGUUUGCUCAUGGCGAGGUGUCUCCUGUGACGCCAAUGGUGAGUUUGUGUUGCAGUUAAACGCCUCCAACUUCAACCUCUCCGGGUCAAUCCCCGACACCACCAUUGGUAAGCUCACCAAGCUCCAGUCUUUGGACCUCAGCGGUAACAGAAUUACUGGGCUUCCUUCAGAUUUCUGGAGCUUAGGCUCUCUGCAGAGUCUCAACCUCUCCAACAACUUGAUAUCGGGUUCUCUCCCCAGCAACGUUGGCAACUUCGGGUCACUCGAAAGCAUCGAUCUCUCGGGCAACAACUUCUCCGGCGAAAUCCCGGAAGCUGUUAGCUCUCUGCGCAAUCUCCAAGUCCUAAAACUUGAUAGCAACGGGUUCGAGUCUGACCUCCCGUUUGGAAUCCUGAGUUGUCGGUCUCUGGUGCUCCUGGACCUCUCCUCGAAUCGCCUCUCCGGGUCUCUGCCCAUGGGGUUCGGUUCGGCACUCCCAAAGCUGGAAACUUUAAACCUCGCAGGCAAUGCGAUCGAGGGACGAGACGCGGAUUUAUCGGGUAUGAAGUCGAUGAAAUAUCUGAAUGUGUCUCGGAAUUUAUUUCGUGGAUCGGUGAUGGGCUUCCUCACGGGGACGUAUGAAGUGGUUGAUCUGAGCAGGAACCAGUUUUCGGGUCACACUGCUGAGUUACAAUCCAACAUAAGCUCCAACUGGUCUCGUUUGGUGUUUCUUGAUUUGUCUGAGAAUCAACUUAGUGGGGAGAUUCUGCAUAGUUUCAGUGAAGCCCAGAAUCUCAGAUACCUCAAUUUAGCGGGCAACCGAUUUACCCAUCGGGAAUUCCCCCGAGUUGAAGUUUUUUCGGGUUUAGAGUUCCUCAAUUUAUCGAAAGCUAAUCUUAUUGGUGAAAUUCCUAGUGAGAUAUCGCAGCUGAGUAACUUGAAGUCACUUGAUCUCUCUGAUAACCAUCUCACUGGGCGAAUCCCGGUUUUGAGUAUUCGAAGUCUCGAAUCUCUUGAUCUUUCAAGGAACAACUUGAGUGGAGAGAUCCCACCUCCAAUCGUGAAGAAGCUCCCUUAUAUGGAGAAGUACAAUUUCUCCUUCAACAACUUGACCCUCUGUGCUAGUGAUUUUAAGCCUGAGACCAUCGAGAAGGCCUUCUUUGGGUCUACAAAUAGCUGCCCGAUAGCAGCAAACCCGGCACUGUUCCUAAAAAAAAAUUCUAAGCAUAAGGGGAUGACUAAACUUGCCCUGGCAUUGACCCUUUCUAUUAUGUGCUUGCUUCUGGGUUUACUGUUUCUCGUCUUCGGAUGUCGGCGGAAGAACAAAUCAUGGGCUGUGAAGCAAGCCUCUUACAAGGAAGAGCAGCAAAUCUCGGGCCCAUUCUCAUUCCAGACCGAUUCCACGACUUGGGUGGCAGACGUCAAGCAAGCUACAUCAGUUCCUGUAGUUAUUUUUGAGAAGCCAUUGUUGAACAUAACAUUUGCAGACCUCUUGUCUGCGACCUCUAACUUCGACAGGGGGACCCUCUUGGCAGAGGGGAAAUUCGGACCUGUGUAUAGGGGCUUCCUUCCUGGUGGGGUCCAUGUGGCUGUGAAGGUGUUGGUCCAUGGGUCCACGCUCACCGAUCAUGAGGCGGCCCGGGAGCUCGAGUACUUGGGGCGGAUCAAGCACCCAAAUCUUGUUCCCUUGACGGGGUACUGCCUUGCCGGGGAGCAGAGGAUUGCAAUUUACGAUUACAUGGAGAAUGGAAACUUGCAUAGCCUGCUGCACGACUUGCCCCUCGGGGUGAACCUGACCGAGGACUGGAGCAACGAUACCUGGGAAGACGACUAUGAUGGUAAUAAUAGUGGGAUCCGCAAUGUGGGACCUGGUGGUAUACUGAUGACAUGGAGGUUCCGCCAUAGGGUUGCCUUGGGCACAGCCAGGGCACUGGCAUUCCUCCACCACGGGUGCUUCCCCUCAAUCAUACACCGGGACGUGAAGGCAAGCAGCGUCUACCUUGAUUACAAUCUUGAACCGAGGUUGUCUGACUUUGGGCUCGCAAAGGUCUUCGGCAACGAAUUAGAUGAAGAGAUUGCCCGUGGUUGCCCCGGGUAUUUCCCGCCAGAAUUCUCAGAGCCAGGAGAAACUCCGACCGCAAAGUCUGACGUUUACUGCUUUGGUGUUGUCCUGUUUGAGCUGAUAACUGGAAAGAAGCCCGUGGGUGAUGAUUACCCUGAGGUGGAUGCAAGUAACCUAGUGAGUUGGGUCAGAGGAUUCGUCCGGAAGAGUCAAGGGUCGAGGGUCGUUGAUCCAAAGAUUCGGGAUACAGGCCCUGAUGAUCAGAUGGAGGAGGCUCUCAAGAUUGGUUAUCUCUGCACAGCAGAUCACCCCUCAAAACGGCCGAGCAUGCAGCAGGUAGUUGGUCUUCUAAAAGAUAUGGAACCAGUUAAUUAGUUUAGACGUCUCGCGAAAAAAGAGAGAACAAAUGAGUUUGAUGUUGGUUAAUUUGCUUGCUAUGUUUCCAUCGAGUUAUUUGAUUUGAUGCUGCAAUGGAGGGAAUCUGUACAGUCCAAUGCUUCCGAAAUCUCUCCGAUUCCGGGAUUUCGAAUCUCUUGCUUUUUGGCUUUUGCUGUCUUCCAUUGUUAAAGCAUCAAAGCUUUAAUUUAUGUGAACAGAAGAUUGCUUCCCAGAUAGAGUUUCACUAAGCAAGUUUUUUGUCUUCCUAAAUGGUACUUUUCUCUCUUUGGAGUA
Messenger RNA from Punica granatum (pomegranate), 3405 nucleotides. Lineage: Eukaryota; Viridiplantae; Streptophyta; Magnoliopsida; Myrtales; Lythraceae. The record is from RefSeq and is a predicted model, not a curated record.